Molecule: messenger RNA, 1147 nt
Organism: Corticium candelabrum
Lineage: Eukaryota; Metazoa; Porifera; Homoscleromorpha; Homosclerophorida; Plakinidae
Product: probable dimethyladenosine transferase
Exons: 11
Coding region: 15-935 (306 amino acids)
Biological process (GO): rRNA methylation
Cellular component (GO): nucleolus
Molecular function (GO): rRNA (adenine-N6,N6-)-dimethyltransferase activity
Source: RefSeq, a predicted model, not a curated record
CCCGGAUAAGAGCCAUGCCGAAGGGAAAGCCACGCAAAAAGACGAGGAAGCAUGAAGAAAUACAGAAGCAAGGAAUACAUUUGGUGCGAGAACGAGGUCAGCACUUACUGAAGAAUCCUCUGAUUGUGAAUGGAAUCAUAGAAAAGGCUGCACUGAGAUCAACUGACGUUGUUCUGGAGGUUGGUCCAGGUACAGGCAACAUGACAGUCAAAUUACUGGAUCAGUGCAAACGAGUUGUAGCAUGUGAGGUAGAUCCUCGAAUGGCGGCUGAGCUGCAGAAGAGAGUGUUAGGGACUCCUGCAUCACAGAAAUUAGAAAUAAUGGUUGGAGAUGUGAUCAAGACUGAAUUACCGUUUUUUGACGUUUGUGUAGCCAACCUUCCAUACCAGAUUUCGUCACCGUUUGUAUUCAAACUUCUUCUUCAUCGGCCAUUUUUUAGAUGUGCUAUUCUUAUGUUUCAACGGGAGUUUGCUCAACGUUUAGUAGCCAAGCCUGGUGACAAGCUUUAUUGCCGAUUAUCAGCCAACACCCAGCUGUUGGCAAGAGUUGACCACUUAAUGAAGGUUGGAAAGAAUAAUUUUCGUCCGCCUCCUAAGGUGGAAUCGAGUGUUGUGAGGAUUGAACCAAGGAAUCCUCCUCCUCCGAUCAACUUUAAAGAAUGGGAUGGUUUGCUUCGAAUCCUUUUCAACAGAAAGAACAAAACGCUAUCAGCUUGCUUUAGGACAUCAACUGUACUUGAACUAUUGGAGAAGAACUACAGAAUCCACUGCUCCUGCAAUUCAAUUGCCGUACCGAAAGAUUUCAAUGUGAAGAAUGCAGUGAAAGAAAUUAUAGUCGGCUGCGGAUAUGCAGAGAAACGCUCAAAGUCGAUGGAUAUUGAUGAUUUCUUAACUGUACUGGAAGGAUUCAAUUCUCAAGGUUUUCAUUUCACGUAAUAUUUCAGUUUGGUAAAUAGAAAUUGUUGCUCUAAUAUAUGUGAGCUACAUCGUGGACUUAAAUUAGUUUACAACAAACUCUAUUAUUACUAAAACAAAAUUGAUAUUUAAUGUUGAUGUCAUAGUUGUAACGACUACUGUUAUGAUUGGAAAGUCAAUUGUAAAGCAAGGUAAUGUUUUAUCAUAUUCAUAGGCGUACGAAGUUUAAAGGU